Ahaetulla prasina is the source of this 4139-nucleotide messenger RNA. RefSeq names its product zinc finger protein 664-like. The transcript is spliced from 2 exons. The coding region runs from base 176 to 1543 and encodes 455 amino acids. Gene Ontology annotation, molecular function: DNA-binding transcription factor activity; RNA polymerase II cis-regulatory region sequence-specific DNA binding. Lineage: Eukaryota; Metazoa; Chordata; Lepidosauria; Squamata; Colubridae. The record is from RefSeq and is a predicted model, not a curated record. Gene Ontology annotation, biological process: regulation of transcription by RNA polymerase II.
UCGGACGCCGAUUGGGAUUUCUGGAGACGGCGGCGAUUGGCAGACGGACCCCUUGGGGCGGUCCCUCCGAAGGAAGAGGCGGAGCUUCUGGAAAAGAGGGCGUGAAGCCUCCACUUCCUGAAGGAAAACGGGCACCGACGGAAGCUCCUGAAUCGGCGACAGAGAAUCCCAAAGGAUGCAGGAGGACGGAGGAGCCCGGCGGGGGAAGGAAGGAAGCGCCGCCCGAGAGGAGGAGGAGGAAACGGGCGGAGACCCCGAGACGGUCCUGGAGGGCGGAGGCUCCUUCCGAAGACCCGGGAGGCCCCAAAGGAUCCAGGAGGGAGGAAAGGAACAUGAGUGCCUGGAAUGCGGAAAAUCCUUCAGAACAAAUAGACGUCUUCAAAGGCAUCGAGGGAUCCACUCUGGAGAAAAACCUUAUAAAUGCUUUGAGUGUGGAAAGAGCUUCAGACAGAGCAGCCAUCUUUAUGAACAUCAAAUGAUCCACACGGGAGAAAAGCCACAUAAAUGCCUGGAGUGUGGAAAGAGUUUCAGUAGGAGAACCACUCUGUAUAUACAUCAAAGGAUUCACACUGAAGAAAAACCACAUAAAUGCCUGGAGUGUGGAAAGAGCUUCAAUCAGUUGGGAAAUCUUUAUAAACAUCGAAAGAUUCACACGGAAGAAAAAUCAUACGAAUGCUCAGAAUGUGAAAAAUGUUUCAGAAAAAACGAGCACCUUCAAAAGCAUCAAAUGAUCCACACAGGAGAAAAGCCUUAUAAGUGCCUGGAGUGUGGAAAGAGCUUCAGUUGGAGCAGCAACCUUUAUGUACAUCAAAGGAUCCACUCAGGAGAGAAACCUCAUAAAUGUGUAGAAUGUGGAAAGAGCUUCAGUCAUUCCGGAAAGCUUUAUAAACAUCAAAGGAUCCAUUCCAGAAAGAAACUCAAUAAAUGCCUAGAGUGUGGAAAGAGGUUCAGUAGUAGAAACACUCUGUAUAUACAUCGAAGGAUUCAUACUGGAGAAAAACCACAUAAAUGCCUGGAGUGUGGAAAGAGCUUCAAUCAUUUGGGAAACCUUUAUAAACAUCAAACGAUUCACACGGAAGAAAAACCACAUAAAUGCCUGGAGUGUGGAAAGAGUUUCAGUAGGAGAGACACUCUGUAUAUACAUCAAAGGAUUCACACUGGAGAAAAACCACAUAAAUGCCUGGAGUGUGGAAAGAGCUUCGGUAGGAGAGGAACUCUGUAUAGACAUCAAAGGAUUCACACUGAAGAAAAACCACAUAAAUGCCUGGAGUGUGGAAAGAGCUUCAAUCAUUUGGGAAACCUUUAUAAACAUCAAACGAUUCACACGGAAGAAAAACCACAUAAAUGCCUGGAGUGUGGAAAGCGUUUCAGUAGGAGAAACACUCUGUAUAUACAUCAAAGGAUUCAUACUGGAGAAAAACCACAUAAAUGCCUGGAGUGUGGAAAGAGUUUCAGUAGGAGAGACACUCUGUAUAGACAUCAAAGGAUUCACACUGAAGAAAAACCACAUAAAUGCCUGGAGCUUCAAAGAGCUUCAAUCUGAGACGAAAACUUUCAUUGCAUCAAACAAUCCAUUCAGGAGAAAAACCACAUAAAUGCCUGGAGUGUGGAAAGAGCUAUACCAAGCGUAGAGGCCUCCCUCGACACCAGAGAAUUCACGUGUGAGAAAAAUGAUAACCAUACAUAAGUGUGAGAAUCUCAGGAAUUGAAUUGAAUUGCAUAUUUAAUUUGGCCAAGUGUGAAUAGACACGCUAGGAAUUUGUCUCGAGUGCACAAGCUCUCAAUGUACAUACAAAGCAACAGAAUAAUGAUAUUCAUAAUUAUAAUAAUUCCACUAUGAGGAUUGAAUAAAGAUAAUAAGGGUAAAUAAUAGCUGCCAAAUAAGGGACUUUCUCAGGCUGAAUAAUAAAGGACUUUUUCAAUUGUACAUGCUGCAUGUUUCAACUGAUCUAAAUUGUAUCUUUUCACCACAGAUGUGACUCAUGCCAUUUCCCAUGUUGAACGUUCUCUUUUUAAUCCAAUGCUCAUUUUAGUGGCUAUUCUUCAUAUUAUGGGAUGUUACUUUCCAUAACCAUUUGUCUGAAAUGAUAUAAUGUUGGACUAGAAGACUUCCUAGGUCCCUUCCAACUCUACUAUUCUAAUUAUUCUAAUUCCAAUUAUUCUAUUAAUACCUAUCCCCUAUUUGCUAUCCUAUCCUUGCCUGCAAGGUAGAUUUAGCAGCAAGAGAGCAAAUGGUUCAAAAAUCGCCCCCCCCAUCCCUUGGCUGAAUGAUGGCUUGAACCCAGACCUUCGCCCCAAGGCCAAAGCGUUAACCCUAAAAGAGUUCUACGCUCAAGCCGCAGAACGUGAAGGCCUGCGCAAUGAGAGAAACCCUAAUUUAAGGCUUCGUCAUUAAUUUAAAAUGACACAUUAACCCUUUUAAUUAGCCUAUUUUUUUUUAAUUUACAUUUAUAUCCGCCCUUUUCCGAAGACUCAGGGCAGCUUACAGUGUAUAAGGCAAUUGUCUCAUUCUAUUUGUAUAUUUACAAAGUCAACUUAUUGCCCCUGGGUCCUCAUUUUGGGUCCUCAUUUUGCCUACCUUAUAAAGGAUGGAAGGCUGAGUCAACCUUGGGCCGGGCUUGAACCUGCAGUAAUUGCAGGCUACUGUGUUCUAAUAACAGGCUCCUUACAGCCUGAGCUAUCCACGGCCCCUUUAUAAAGUUUAAUAAAGUUUAGACUAUGCCACUUUAUAAAGUUUAAGGCGGCUUGUUUUUCCCUUCUUGACUUAAGGCUCUUUAUUUGGUAUGUGAGAAUUUUCUUUUUCAGCAAUUACACAGUAGAGGAUUCCGAGUGUCUUUGAAUGCAUCUGCAACUUUCAAGAAAGACAAAACCCAGCUGGAAAGACUAACGUAACCCAUAAAUUUGUUCUUUCUGGGAUGUUACCUAGAAUAAACGUUUUCUAUUGUUUAAACUUCACAAGUAAUCAGUGUAUUUUAUUGUUUCAUUUGUUUCUGUACCCUCUUAAAAACAUGAAUAAACGUUUUUGCUUUGCUUGAAUUACUUGAUGAGCCGUAUUUUCAGGUGGGCCAAGAAAGCCAUUUGCAAAGACAAAAGUCUCCAAUUCAGGAAUUCAAGUUCUUUUCAGCGCCAUCUCAAACCUGGUGCCUGACUUUGGGGAUUGAGACAUGAUUUCAAACGAUCAACCAUUAGCUAGUUUGUUAGCUGGGAAGUAAUGAAACGUGCAACACAUCUCCCUCCUCUUCCCCCCCCAACAACAACCCUGUGAGGUGGGCUGGACCGAAAGUGGGGCUUGAACUCGGGGUCUCUUGCUUUCUACCCCGGUGCCUUCACCAUGAGACCAGAAAGGCUCCCCCUUUAUAAGCUGCUAUAAGGUCGCAGCCUCAGAAGAGCCCCCCUCAAUACGGAGGGGGGAGGAGACCCGACCCCCGCCCCACCUCCGCGGAGGACCGUAACAACUGUCGGCACCGCGCAGGCGCCAUCUGGGUGUUUGAGGAAGAAGUACGCUGAUUGGUCGGAAUGGCGGCGACUGGCAGGUAGACUCCUUGGGGCGGUCUCUCCGGAGGAAGAGGCGGAACUUCUGGAGGAAAAAAAUGGCGGGAAGCCUCCACUUCCGGAAACAAAAUCGGACAACGAGGGAAGCUGCCUGAAUCGGCGACAAAAAAGCCCGGAUGAUGCGGGUUUGACGCAGGGAAUGCUGGGAAUUGCAGUCCGGGAGGGUCUGGGAGCCCGAGGCCUAGUCUGGCGUGCCGGGGGUGGAGUGGGACGGAGCGCUGGGAAGGAGGAGGCCCUGUCCGCUUCGAGCAUGUGCGGAAGGCCCGUGAGAGGCGGGAGGUUGUCGGCCUAAAAUCGUCCCCGAUUGCCCGAAGGAUUGCCUCCCUGCGUGGCGUUUUCCGGCGUUUUUCCCCCCUCAGUUCUCUGAAGCGAUUUGCAGGAAAGGAGGAGGAGGAGGAGGAGGGCAUGAGGCUCUGCGAAUUUCUUUGGGCAAUCGGGAAGGAAAAAGCGCGCUGCCUCCCCGAUGCCAUUCUCAAUGGACAUGCAAGAUGAUUCUAGGUCUCGGGGAAAUCUUACAGGCGAGGCUGAUGGCCGGUAUUUGGACUCUCUUGACAACCUCCUGCUAGAAAUACCCUGCCAAGUCUCUU